CUUUCAGGUAACGAUGCCAAGGUCAUCCAAGAUUUGAUCUUAAGCUCCUUCCGACCCCGCAUCUCUUCUGACCUCUCAUCCUCUCCAAGACGUCGGCCUUCGACACCAAAGACCAAACCUCGACCGCUGUCUUUGGCUGGGGGAGAGCCUUUAGAUGAAUUGGACGUGGAUGCUAAUAGCUCCAAUAAUAGCAAUAAUAACAACCACAACGUUGUAAGACUUCACAUCCAGGAGGAGCGUGUCAAUCACUCUCCUAAUGAAGAGCACGAGCCAUUCUCAUUAACAUCUGACGGAUCAAGGCCAUCAAACUUCUCAAGCGGUGGAUCCAAGACCAAACUUAUCGCUGCGUAUCGAGAGGCGUUGAGGAAAAAGACAAGUUUCCUCACCUUUCGCAAACAAACCCACAAUCAAUGCACUCCAAUACGUGAAGGUCAACUUUCUAAACCCAGUCCCACCGGCCCAUCCCAAAACAAAGCUCAUGAUUACGACGAUCCUUUGAAAUCAAAUUCAUCUCCACGCCACGUUGUGAAACCAGUGGGUCAAAGUCAGAUACAGACUUCUAACUUCCCCGAGGCUGGCCGCGGGAAUUUUGCGGCGGCCGCCAAAACUUUAUCUCAACGUCCUGAUUUGCUCCAAAUUGAAAGUCGAAACAGUUUCCUCUCCCUAGGAGACUCGGGAGUGCCAUCUCUUCGUGGUGCUAGUGCAGAGGUUCAGGACACAAAGUUGGUCUGUAAUUGGCAUUCUGGGACGAAAAAGCAUCCGCCAAGUUAUCGUCAGUCCACGGCUAAAUUGGACCAAACCAAACAAAAGGGAUUUCAUCAACGCUUAAAAGUCCCGGAAGAACCGAACAGAAACCUGGAGAAGAAGGUGGUGGUUUCAGUUUCAGCUAAAUUCAAAACUAACCAUUUGCCAACAGACAACAACAAAGAAGAAGAAAAAGAAAAAGUACCCGGGAAUCCAGCUAGAGAGGGUCGUUCCAACAAAUUCCAAGAAAGUGAGGGCUCAUUAGACAAAACGGAUCCAGGAGGACCUUCCAACGGGGAGUGUCGCACUGUCUCACAGUCUAUAUCCUCAUAUUGCCAAGCAGAUAACAAAACUCCGAAGGCUAAGGGGAAAUCCUCAUGGGACAAACAGGAGGGGACUUUAGAUGAGCCGAGAGAACUCAUUUCGAAUUCUUGGAACACGCAGGGAGCUUCACCUCAAGGAACAACACACAGAGGGCGUCCAAGUCGGUCUCUUUUCAUCGAAGAAAGCCCACGGCUAAAACGUCGCUCCACCUACCGGAUUCAUCCCAAAAUGUCUAUGUGGGACGCCAAGAUUGAACCGAUUCCACAGAAGCCUCCACGGGCCUUUUCUGCCCCAAACAACGCGAAUAGCGUUAAUAACAAUAGAAUACCUUCCACUGUUAGCAACCCCAUUCCUCCCACCAUAUCAAACAUGUCUUCUACCACGCAACUGAGCCCGCACUCUAGCUGUUCCAUGACAUCCUCUGGGGCUUCCUCUGGCACUCUCUCAUCUCUAACGUCACCUCAGCAAGGUGCUGGAGUCUCGAGUCCUUCAGCGUCAUCCACGAUUUCCUCCUCUUCCGGAGCAGGGACGUCCUCAAGUGGGACCUCAAGGUCCUCUCGGCUCAGCUCAACCUCGUCAUCAAUGGUGUCUUCCAUUGCAUCAGCCAUUGAGAAUCAAUUUCAUACGUUGACAAAUCGAAACAACGGCAACUUCAGAUAUUCCUACGAAUCGCCGUCGCACAAGCGUUACAAUACGAACCAUUUACAGCACUUCUUCCAGACUCAACGUCCCUCCUCACAUCAUGGAACACCUGUCAAGCAAUCUAGACAAACCAGCAGCCUUCUGGCUAGUCUAGACAAGUCUAUUUUGCAAAUUCGGGACUGGCUCACUUUAUUACAAGACAUGCUCCAAAAAGAGCGCGUGGACUUGGCUGACCUCUCCAGCAUUUGUCGGAUGUUGGACCGACAAAGGAAUGUUCUCCGAGAAUUGGAACAGAAAAAGCCUCAACUCGAUGAAUUGGUUAAAACUGCCGAGAAUCUCCGCGAGUCCCCCAUCAAGCAACAAAUUCCAGCUAAAGACGCAUUAAUGGAUUGGAAGCAGAAUCUACCCGAGCCUCAACUUCUUCAUAUUCGGGCCAUCUUGAAAGUUACGCAACUCCGAGAACAUUGGGAAGAUACCAGUGGUAAGGUCAUGGCUCGAAAGGUUCAGUUGGAGGAUCUCCUGGAGGACAACCAACAAUUCGAGUCCAAACGCCGUGAAGUGGAAGCAUGGUUGUGCCGCAUGGAGAAUUGGCAAGCCCGAAUGCGACCCGUUGGACAUACCCCCGAUGUCAUGGAGGCCCAAGUCCGAGAACAAAAGUCUUUCCAUGCCGAAGUUCAUCAGUAUAAGGCGCAUAUUGAGGAAUUCAAUCAUCUGACUCAAGACUUGAUCUCCAAUUACCAGAAUGACGAUGCUGCCAAGAUCAAGAAGUUGACCGAGCACGUGAAUCAAAGAUAUAACCAAUUGAAUACCUCCAUUGCCACAAGAGGCAAGUUACUCCACUCGGGAAUGACCUCGUUCCAGACCUUGAACCCUUCGUUUGAUGUCUUCACCAGUUGGGUUCGAGAAAUGGAAACCAAAUUGGAUCAAACCGGGCGAGAUGUUCAGCGGAACAAGAACAAAGGGGAUCGACCGGAUGCCUUGGUCAUGAAACACUUUCAGGACCUGCAAGGAGAAAUUGACACCGAGCGGGAAAACUUCAUGUCCUUGACAACAACGGGCAGGAAGCUGUUGUCCACUUUGGAGGGAUCCGAGGAUGCCCCCGUUCUUCAUAAGCGUCUCGAAGAAAUGAACCAACGCUGGAACCAUCUCAAAGCCAAAAGUAUUGCCAUCAGAAACCGACUCGAAAACAAUUCCGAACAUUGGAACACUCUGUAUUUGUCCCUCCACGAAUUGGCCGAAUGGGCCAAGAAAAAAGAAGACGAUCUCGAGGCCAUUGGACCCAUCGGAGGUGACGAGGCCAGCAUUAAACGACAACAGGAUGAGAUUCGAGCCCUUCGUCAAGAUUUGGAGGAAAAACGCGCUGUGGUUGAGAACAACCUUCUCACCGGUCGUCAGCAUCUUGGAACCUUUGUGGACAGCUAUUCAGACUCAACCCCGUCAGAAAGCAGUAGCGAAGUUGGUGGAGGCGGAUCGGGCAGCGCUGGCGGAGGCACCCAAAAUGGCGGUGGUGAGCUGGAUGCCCAUCAGAAGGAAUUGAACCGAGGGAUCCGGACGGAAGUGGGCAAACUUUCCGAGCGAUGGAACUCCUUAUUGCAUCAGUCUGAACAAUGGCAACGACAAUUGGACGAUACCUUACCGAAGGUGCAUAUGUUCCAAAAGAGUGUGGAAGCCGUUAUGCUCAAAUUAACGGAGGUGGAACGCAGUCAAGUCACUUUGAACAACAUUGGAGCCAAUGCUAAUACCGAGUCAGAUAUCCAAGUAUUCAGGAACCAACUCAAGAUAUACAGUGGUCAUUUGGCGCCUCUUCAGCGACAGGUGGAGGAUAUUAACGACCAAGCAUCGGAUUUCACCACGAAUAACGUUGCGCUCUCCCACCAAGUUCUCUCCAGACUCGAGGACAUCAACACCAGGUGGAAGUUGGUCCAAUUAAGCCUCGACGAUCAGUACAAAAAACUUAACGAAGUGAAGCGCACUACCAACCGAGACACGUCCAACGGAGGAUCAACCGCACAGGAUUUUUUGUCAGUGGCUGUUCAUUACCCUUGGGCUCGAGCCAUCUCACAGAACAAAGUGCCUUACUAUAUCAAUCAUCAAACCGAGACCACACAUUGGGAUCAUCCCGAUAUGGUCCAGCUGUUCAAAUCCCUAACUGAGUUCAACUCCAUUCGAUUCUCCGCCUACCGAACUGCCAUGAAGCUGAGACAAGUGCAGAAGAAGCUCGCUUUACAUUAUCUACACCUGAACGUGGCCAUUGAAGCCUUCGACGCUCACGGUCUUCGAGGUCAAAACGACAAACUCUUGGAUGUGUCAGAUAUGGUGACCGUGCUCUCUUCCCUGUACGAAACCAUCGCUGCGGCCAAUCCUGCCGCCAUCAAUAUUCCACUUUGCCUCGAUCUAACGUUGAACUGGUUAUUGAAUGUCUAUGAUUGUCAAAGAACGGGUCACAUCCGAGUGUUGUCAUUUAAGGUGGCCAUUGCAGUUUUGUGUCAAGGGCCUUUGGAGGAGAAAUACCGAUAUAUGUUCCGAUUGAUAGCCGAUCAACAGCGAAGAGCCACGGAGAGGAAGCUCGGCUUACUUCUUCACGAUUGCGUGCAAAUUCCUCGGGUUUUGGGAGAAGUUACCGCUUUUGGAGGGGCCAAUGUCGAACCAUCCGUGAAGAGCUGUUUCGAGAAGGCUGGGAAGAAUAAAGAUAUGAUUGAGGCUCUUCACUUCUUGAAUUGGAUGAAACAGGAGCCCCAAAGUAUGGUCUGGCUACCCGUACUUCAUCGGUUUGUGGCUGCCGAGUCGGCUCGACAUCAGGCCAAAUGUAACAUUUGUAAGCAGGCUCCCAUCCAAGGAUUCCGAUACCGAUGCCUCAAAUGUUUCAACUUUGACAUGUGUCAGACCUGUUUCUUCGCGGGCAAAGGUGGCAAAUACAAGAACCACAAAAUGGCUCACCCCAUGCAAGAGUAUUGCACCACUACCACUUCUGGCGAGGACAUGAGGGACUUCACGAAGCUCCUGAAGAACAAAUUCAAAUCGAAAAAGUACUUCAAGAAACAUCCCCGCCUGGGCUACUUACCUGUCCAGGAAGCUGGUGGCGAAGCCAGUCCCUACAGCCAAUACGACACCCUUCCUAAUAGUUCGUCGGGAGCGAGUCCAAGUCUUUCACCCCAACGGAGCUCCUCCAAGACCGACAUGAGUGAGAGAUUGGCGGAUCGUUUGGCCGAGAUUGAUACUCGAUCGGUAUCCGACGACAGCAGUUCUACUCGCAUCACUCCCCAACAACACACGGAACCUCGAAAAAAUACGGGGGAAACGUUUGCGGAUGAACACUCACUGAUCGUCCAAUAUUGUCGAAAACUGAAGGAUGGGGAUUUCACGUCGAUUGUCCCUGAUUCUCCAAUGCAAAUUAUGGAGGAGUUAAGUCGGGACCAAACCCGAGAGCUGGAACUUAUGAUAAGGGAAUUGGAAUCGGAGAAUGCCAACCUUCAAGAAGAAUAUCAACAUCUCAAGGCUAGCUCUUCGAGUUCCACUAGUGGAACUAGUGGACUAAGCACCGGAUCUGCUUCGACCUUAGGUAUGGGACAAGGAAAUGUUCCUCCCAUGUCGUCGGAUGCAGAUAUUCUGAAUGAAGCCAAGAUGCUACGAGAACACAAGGACCGCUUAGAAUCUCGGAUGAAGAUCCUUGAGGAACAUAACAACCAACUUUGCAACCAACUAGGAAAACUCAAAUAUUAUCUUCAAGAGAGCGAUGUUCCAAGUGGGGGAUCCGCGAGUGCGAUGAUCACAACCAAUAAGACGGGCACUCUUAACACAAAAUCCGUGACGGCCUCCCAAUUGGCUACCAACUCGCCCAUUUUACCUCACAAGAUGAAUGGUCAGUUCAUAAACCAACAAGGGAGCGACCCGCCUCCCCCUGCUCUGCCUCCUCGGGGUGUGCCCAGACCCAAUCCUCCACAACGUGAGGGAAGUCUGGUCAAGAACGGAACUAAGCCUCAGCCUCCAGCUGUCCCACCUAAACGAAGUACCUUAACCAAGAGUGAAUUGGCCCUGUAUCCGGAUACCAAUCGAACCAACUCGUUAUCUCGAAGAGACUUUGGUUUAAUGCAGAACCCUCGUGCCCGUGAUUUCUCUCUCAAUCGAAUGACCGCAUCCCAAGGGCCGCAAAGUGGGACGGGCAUGCCUCCUCAUUGGACCGAUUCCUUACCACGUAGAGACUUCUACAAUAUGGGUCCCAAUUCCACGGGAUCGCUGCCCCGUAGGGAUAAAGCGGGCCUGGGUCGUCCCGAACCGCAAAAUGCGGUGCCAAGCGGAUACGGUACCCUUGUGAAUGGAAAUCGUGGCAAAAUCCGAGAGUCCUCGCUCACCCGAGACAACAACAGUAGUGCUCGAGACCCUCACGGUGUUAAAGAGAAACGAAAUUCCACUGGCAACCUUUACUUUACCGACACUCUAAGCAACUCGAAUUCAAGUUUGCCUCAAGGCGAUUAUCCUAGCUUUGGUGGGAACUUGAAAACCAAUGGUCGGAUCGCUUCACAGCCUUCCAUUGGGAGGCAAAUGAGGGAUGACGACGAGCUCAACGAUCACAUGAAUGUCUCCACGGAACUGAAAACUGCUGCAGGCGACUUGGGCAAAGAGCUCAAGAAUCUGAUCACGCUUAUGGACCAAGAAGAGGCCGAGGAAAACGCGCUUAAAAGCAGUCCCAAGAUUUUGAACUCGAGGCGAUCCCCUCACUUGAAUAUCAAGACUAACUCAGAAAAAGAAUCCCCCGUUUAAGCGUGUUUCCGAGCACGCUUGUACAAAUUGCCAUUUGUACCAAAAGUCAGACUUCUUGCAGAGUAUUACCAAUGAAAUGGUGACGUGAACAAACAAACACACACACAUACAACACUUAUAUAUAGUAGGAUGAAUCAAAGUCAUAUCAAGUCAUAACUCAUCUGUAGUUCCAAUUGUCAACAAUUAAAUUACAAAUUCCCUCAAAUCGGUCACGUACCUACGUUAUUGUAAACCGGUUUUUGAGCCUCUUUUAGAGCAUAUGAAUACUCAAUCAAUAACAACGGCUAACCCGCACCCUCAAGGUUGGCUAAUAAUACGAUCUAAAACCAAAGACCCCCCCCAUUUGUUAGUCAGAAUUUUGAUGUUGAAAACAAGUUAUUCCCAUGAAUUCAAUUGAUUUGUUUGUCAGAAAAUUUGUUUUCCAAAUGUAGAAUUGAGAAUAAUCGGAUGAAGAUGAUCCCCCGAUCCAGCAAUGUAUUUCCAGCCAAUUGUUGCGUUUGACUCCCAUGAAAUAGAGAUCAAAUUGUUCACUCAGA
Tigriopus californicus is the source of this 7004-nucleotide messenger RNA. RefSeq names its product dystrophin-like. Gene Ontology annotation, cellular component: plasma membrane. The coding region runs from base 1297 to 6468 and encodes 1723 amino acids. Gene Ontology annotation, molecular function: zinc ion binding; protein binding. Gene Ontology annotation, biological process: synaptic signaling. Lineage: Eukaryota; Metazoa; Arthropoda; Copepoda; Harpacticoida; Harpacticidae. The transcript is spliced from 27 exons. The record is from RefSeq and is a predicted model, not a curated record.